Neurospora tetrasperma FGSC 2508 is the source of this 1294-nucleotide messenger RNA. Its product is annotated as 14-3-3 protein 7. Lineage: Eukaryota; Fungi; Ascomycota; Sordariomycetes; Sordariales; Sordariaceae. The coding region runs from base 163 to 951 and encodes 262 amino acids. Gene Ontology annotation, cellular component: cytoplasm. The transcript has 5 exons. The record is from RefSeq and is a predicted model, not a curated record. Gene Ontology annotation, biological process: signal transduction.
CAAAACCACUCUGCCUGUCCAUUUCCUGCUUCUUUUUCCCCAACGACCAAGCGAAAUCCACUUCUUCACCACCAAAGCCUCUGCUGAUUGUCGCCUUUGCGAAUCUACAACCGCCUUACCGUCUACUCUAAUAUCUAACCAGAACUUCACAACACCGCCAAAAUGGGCCACGAGGAUGCUGUUUACCUUGCCAAGCUCGCCGAGCAGGCCGAGCGCUACGAGGAGAUGGUGGAGAACAUGAAGAUCGUCGCUUCUGAGGACCGUGAUCUCACCGUUGAGGAGCGCAACCUCCUUUCCGUCGCCUACAAGAACGUCAUCGGUGCCCGCCGUGCCUCGUGGAGAAUCGUCACCUCUAUCGAGCAGAAGGAGGAGUCCAAGGGCAACUCUACCCAGGUCAGCCUCAUCAAGGAGUACCGCCAGAAGAUUGAGAGCGAGCUUGCCAAGAUCUGCGAGGACAUCCUCUCCGUUCUUGACCAGCACCUCAUUCCUUCCGCCACCACUGGCGAGUCCAAGGUCUUCUACCACAAGAUGAAGGGUGACUACCACCGUUACCUCGCCGAGUUCGCCGUUGGUGACAAGCGCAAGGACUCCGCCGACAAGUCGCUCGACGCCUACAAGAACGCUACCGACGUUGCCCAGACCGAGCUUCCUCCCACUCACCCCAUCCGCCUCGGCCUUGCCCUCAACUUCUCCGUCUUCUACUACGAGAUUCUCAACGCUCCUGACCAGGCUUGCCACCUCGCCAAGCAGGCCUUCGAUGACGCUAUUGCCGAGCUCGACACAUUGAGUGAGGAGAGCUACAAGGACUCCACCCUCAUCAUGCAGCUCCUCCGCGACAACCUUACUCUCUGGACCUCUUCCGAGGCCGAGGCGCCCGCCGCUCAGGGUGAGGCUGCCCCCGAAGAGCCCAAGGCUGACGCCCCUGCGGCGGAGGAGCCCAAGGCCGAGUAAAGAGGUGGCGGAUACGUUUCCUUUUUAGUCUCAUGAUGUGAUAAUUCCCUGGCAGAAAUCUUGGCAAGUCCACGGUGGAAAUGGUGUCUUUGGAGUGUCGGAAUGGAGAUCCCCCAAAUACUUUUGCAUGUUUUACGCAGAUACACAACACAGCAAUCCAAGAAUAAGUGGACGAUUCCCCCAAUAUGAAAGAGGAUUAGAAGGUGGCAGAGCAGAGCACCUUGGAGGUUUUCCUUUUUUGUCUCGGUAUCGUCUUGUCUUUUAGACUAGUACGCUGGGCAGUCGUGACCACAACACAAACCCAAAAUCUACCCCCUUUUUUCGAGCAAGAUCUCGAGCAGAC